Messenger RNA from Microcebus murinus (gray mouse lemur), 1965 nucleotides. The record is from RefSeq and is a predicted model, not a curated record. Lineage: Eukaryota; Metazoa; Chordata; Mammalia; Primates; Cheirogaleidae.
UGAACUUCCGGCCUCAUGACGCAAGGGCGGGCUGCUCUUUUCUCUCUUUCCGGCAGUGUUCGCGAGUGCCGUAGCCAUGUCUUACGCUGCAGAUGAUUACGAGUCUGAGGCGGCUUAUGAUCCAUAUGCCUACCCGGGCGACUAUGAUAUGCACACAGGAGAUCCAAAGCAGGACCUUGCUUAUGAACGUCAGUAUGAACAGCAGACUUAUCAGGUGAUCCCCGAAGUGAUCAAAAACUUCAUCCAGUAUUUCCACAAAACUGUCUCGGAUUUGAUUGACCAGAAAGUAUAUGAGUUACAGGCCAGUCGUGUCUCCAGUGAUGUCAUUGACCAGAAGGUGUAUGAGAUCCAGGACAUCUAUGAGAACAGUUGGACUAAGCUGACUGAAAGAUUCUUCAAGAAUACACCUUGGCCUGAGGCUGAAGCAAUUGCUCCACAGGUUGGCAACGAUGCUGUCUUCCUGAUUUUAUACAAAGAAUUAUACUACAGGCACAUAUAUGCCAAAGUCAGUGGAGGACCCUCCUUGGAGCAGAGGUUUGAAUCCUAUUACAACUACUGCAAUCUCUUCAACUACAUUCUUAAUGCUGAUGGUCCUGCUCCCCUUGAACUACCCAAUCAGUGGCUCUGGGAUAUCAUUGAUGAAUUCAUCUAUCAGUUUCAGUCAUUUAGUCAGUACCGCUGUAAGACUGCGAAGAAGUCUGAGGAGGAGAUUGACUUCCUUCGUUCCAAUCCGAAAAUCUGGAAUGUUCACAGUGUCCUCAACGUCCUUCAUUCCUUGGUAGACAAAUCCAACAUCAAUCGGCAGUUGGAGGUGUACACAAGUGGAGGUGACCCUGAGAGUGUGGCUGGGGAGUAUGGACGUCAUUCGCUCUAUAAGAUGCUUGGUUACUUCAGCCUGGUGGGGCUUCUACGCCUGCACUCCUUGUUGGGGGAUUACUACCAGGCCAUCAAGGUGCUAGAGAAUAUCGAACUGAACAAGAAGAGCAUGUAUUCCCGUGUGCCAGAGUGCCAAGUUACCACAUACUAUUAUGUUGGUUUUGCGUAUUUGAUGAUUAGUAGCGGACGGAAAGCAUGUCGCUACCAAGAUGCCAUCCGGGUCUUUGCCAACAUCCUCCUCUACAUCCAGAGGACCAAGAGCAUGUUCCAGAGGACCACAUAUAAGUAUGAAAUGAUUAACAAGCAGAAUGAGCAGAUGCACGCACUGCUGGCCAUUGCCCUCACUAUGUACCCCAUGCGUAUUGAUGAGAGCAUUCACCUCCAGCUACGGGAGAAGUAUGGGGACAAGAUGCUGCGCAUGCAGAAAGGUGACCCACAGGUCUAUGAGGAACUUUUCAGCUACUCCUGCCCCAAGUUCCUGUCACCUGUAGUGCCCAACUAUGACAACGUGCACCCAAACUACCACAAAGAGCCCUUCCUGCAGCAGCUGAAGGUGUUUUCUGAUGAAGUGCAGCAGCAGGCCCAGCUCUCAACCAUCCGCAGCUUCCUUAAGCUCUACACCACCAUGCCUGUGGCCAAGUUGGCAGGCUUCCUGGACCUCACAGAGCAGGAGUUCCGGAUCCAGCUUCUUGUCUUCAAACACAAGAUGAAGAACUUGGUGUGGACCAGUGGUAUCUCUGCCCUAGAUGGUGAAUUUCAGUCCGCCUCCGAGGUCGAUUUCUACAUUGAUAAGGACAUGAUCCACAUUGCAGACACCAAGGUUGCCAGGCGCUAUGGGGAUUUCUUUAUCCGCCAGAUCCACAAAUUUGAAGAGCUUAAUCGAACCCUGAAGAAGAUGGGACAGAGACCCUGAGGACAGUCACUAACAUUUGUUAGGAAGCUAUUUUGAUAUUAUAGGUGGGAAAUGUUUUAGCCACCAUGAAAUCUUUACAUGGAUCAGCCAUUAGCCUGUCAACUGAGUUGAAAUUUAUUCAAAUUGAGGACUAAAAUAUUUUAAGUAGAUCUCAGUAAAGGAUCUUUGAAGCCAGA